Messenger RNA from Haemonchus placei, 552 nucleotides. NCBI's taxonomy places the organism in Eukaryota, Metazoa, Nematoda, Chromadorea, Rhabditida, Trichostrongylidae. The record is from the annotation of a GenBank genome assembly.
AUGUUUAGAGUCGCAAAUAAAGUUUCAUCCGAUGCUGAGCUGAAGAAGGAGUCUUUGCAUCUUGCCCAGGGCAUUGCCUCGUUGAACGGAUAUCCAUGCUCUGGUUCAACACGGCGGAGGUAUUUCCCUACACCGACAGUGCGAGAGAGAGCACAAUCUGACAAGGCGGCUUUUUGUUUGCCUUUCAUUUCCGAGGAUGUAAGUAGAUCUAUUCGAUCUAUUGUGCGUCGGUGUGGUCUUCAAGACGAUAUACGGAUUGUGGAAAUACCUCCAAACACCCUUCGGAAGCUCCUCGUUCGUAGUCGACUCUACGAUACUGUAUGCGACACCUCUGACUGUGUGGUAUGCCCUCAUGGCAAAGCCCUGAAGAAGGCGAAGCAGCCGAAACGUUGGCCAUAUAAAGUUUUCAAUCUUGAGAGGCUUGAACAGGACGUAUCUUUACUGUAUAUCAUGCCAAGAUUGCAAGAAAGUCGAUCGUGGACAUGUAUCGAAGGUCUGACGGUGAAAGCCAGGAAGAUUAAGUUCGGCGUCAUUGGACCGGUCGAGACGUGA